AUGAGUGAAAGCCGCGCCGAGUCCGGAAGUAGAAGAAGAGAGAGAGACUGAAAGGCGGAAGAUCCCGUUUGGCCGAGCGAACCGCGCUGAGGUGAAGUGUGUCCCAGGGCUUCCCCACCGCUGCUGCACUGCACCAGGGCAAACAUGACCAGCUGGACUUUCCCUCAGCUCUCCGGAGUGCCACAGUGACGGACCUGACCUCCCGCCCGCGGGUUUGAUCAGAGGAGUUUAUCACAGCUCGAGCCGCCGCCGCCGUGUAAAAGUGCAGCGAGCUUUUCCUUUUAAAACAGACUCGUCCAUUAUCGAUGCCAAAAGAGAGGCGGAGGUCUCUGAAGGAGGCGUUGCCCUGCAGCUCCUCUCCCCUCAGCAGCGGGAAAGAGCGUCAGGGCCACUGCUCGUGCUCGCACGCCUGUGAUGAGCGGCUGCCGAUGGCGAGCGCGCGCCCGGUGCCGCAGCUGACCGUGACGGCGGAGGAAGGCAGCGGCGCGCGGGAGCUCGGCUACGAGGAGGCGGAGGCGCUGAACGGAGGCGCGCCGCUCCGCCGCAAACUCUCCACCUCGUCGGUGUCGUCCACCGGCUCGUCCGUGGUGUUCGAGGAGUCCGAGGACGACAUACUGAGCGACAACGAAACGAAGAGCAAAGGCAUCGUUACUCUGGAGCAUUUGGGAGACGGGGGAGAGCAGGCUAAACCGUGGUGGACGUUGAAGACUGUUGUCCAUUGGCAUGUUGUUGCCUCGCAGAGAAAACGGUUGUCUUGGGUUCAGUUAGCCGGUCAUAAAGGCAGCUUCAAAGCAGGAGAAGAGGGGACCAUCCUGAAGAAGUACGCUGAGAACGAGAAGCUAUGUUUCGAACGCUUAAGUGGAGACGUGCUGGAACGAUUUGUACCAACCUACCGCGGAACAGUUGAGAAGGAUGGAGAGCUCUUCUUGCAGAUGAGUGACCUGCUAACCAGCUUUGAUGGGCCAAACGUUAUGGACUGCAAAAUGGGAGUGAGAACCUAUCUGGAGGAAGAGCUGGAGCGAGCCAGGGAGAAGCCCAAGCUGCGCAGGGAUUUGUAUAGCAAAAUGCUGGAGGUGGACAAUGAGGCUCCCACUGCCGAGGAACACAAGCAGCAGGCCGUGACCAAGCUACGUUACAUGCAGUGGAGGGAGACUAUCAGCUCCACCAGCACCCUGGGCUUCCGCAUCGAAGGCAUCAAGAAAGCAGAUGGAACAUGCCGCACAGACUUUAAGAAGACUCACUCAAGGGAAGACGUCACACAGGUCUUCAAGGACUUUGUCAGCGGGAAUGGAAAAAUAAUUAGCUCCUACAUUAGGAGGCUGGACGAUAUCAGACAGGCUCUGAAGGCUUCAGACUUCUUCAUGAAGCAUGAGGUCAUUGGAAGUUCACUGUUGUUUAUCCACGACCACACGGAGCGAGCUGAAGUUUGGCUCAUCGAUUUCGGAAAGACCACAGCACUCCCUGAUGGACAGAUGUUGGAUCACAAUAAGCCCUGGCAUGAGGGCAACCGAGAGGAUGGAUAUUUAUGGGGCUUUGACAACCUGCUGCACACCCUCAGCUCACUGCCAACACAGUGCUCGUAAUGAACUUAAUGAUGGACCCUUUUACAUCAUGCCAUGGGGAAAUAAGUGAUAAUCCUUUCUUUUGCAGUUUAAAAUCACUCGUGCUCUCUUGACACUCUAGUUUCUCAACUGUUUCACAAGCUUUUCUCUCAUAUGAGUCACUGUCCAAGAGUCCAAGAAAGCAUAAUUUAAUUCAGUUACAGAACACAUCACUUGACAUCAAUUAGGACCCUGUGUUUGUCAGCAGCCUCAAUUUUAAUAACCAUAUAACCAUAGCGGAGACUAUUAUUACACCACUGUACUCUCGAUACACAAUUUACCAUGUAAUAUUACCGAAAGUCCAUUACCAACAAAUUAUCAUAAAAAAGAAGAGGUAAAUUGCUUUACUAAAUGCUUCGAGGUAAGCUUUUAUGACGUCCUUUAUGGUGAUUAGUCAAUGCUAAUGUGGAGCAAAUAGAUAUGUACACUUCCUCCCAGAGGAUAAGAAGCACGUUUAAGGCAGAAUGUAUUAUGUGCACACAGCAUAAUCAAGAAAUAAUAACAAGACCCCCACCCACAUCUUGGAGUUGGUUCACAAGAUUUAGCUGUCACACUCACUUGCUUUCUCUUCAGACCAGUUCUGUGAUCAUUCUUAGUUUCUCACUUCAAGGUGUUGUGGAAUGACUCACUUGUUUGUGUAGUGCCUUUGCUUUGAGCACAAACGGAGACUUGCCGAUUCAUGAGAUUACUGGUGUAGAGGCAAGUGUGCAUUGGUUUAAUGCAGGUUCUGACUCAUGAGCAAAGUGAACCAACAGUCUUGGAAACAGGAGAGCGCAGCAGGAACCUUAGUCAUCUGUUCCACAGGACAGUUAUGUGUAAUGCUAAAAGGAUGCGUAUAAUAACUAAAUACGUGUACUAGUAAUGAAAUAACUGCAGUAUUGUAAUAAGUGUUGCAGAGUUAAUUUUCAGUAACUUGGAUUAUGUGUUUGCAUUACACAUAACAUGGAUUACUCUGAUUGUAUUUGCACCACAAGAGUAGGACUACUUUCCAAGCCGUUUUCACCUUCUUGUUCUGUAAAAUUAGGCACUGUUAGCAGUUAAAGCUCUAUGUUUGUAACUAGAAUGUUGAGUUGAAAUCCCAGGACUGCCAAAGAGCCACUGUUGGCCACUUGAGCAAGGCACAUAACCUUCAACUCCUGGUUUUGUUUUACUCCCAAGCCGUUUGGUUAAGAGCAUCCAUCCCAAAUACCGAAACACAGAAAUUUUGUAGCAAAUUUCUGAUAAAAGGAAAUCACCAAUCUGCAGAAACUGUAAGGCACAUUACCGUGUCUCGUUGUGAUAUUUUUUAUUUUUAUUUUUUUUACCCAAGUUCUUUUUGCUCUCUCUCACCUCCUGUGUUAUUUCUUGAUGUGGGAGUGACCACUAGAACCCAUUCCCUCUGUUGAAACUUUAAAAACGUGUAUGGGUUUACGAGGGUCUGUGGGUUUUUAACCAUGUUUAAACCCCUGAUCAUUUUUAGAGACUUUCCUACUUGAAUAUCACUAGUAUGCAUUUAAUCAGUGUAUAUACAAACUGGUAUGUUUCUGGUUAUUUUUAGAGCUUGUCUUGUGGGAAAGAGUGGUACUGAGACUUUUCUUGUUGAUUUUUUUAAAGGCUUUUAUUGUGUUUUUAUGGUGUUAAGCAUUAAGUGGAAGGACCCGGGCUGCAUUUUGCUGAUCUAUAUUUCUCUAAAAGUAUUUUCCAGGUCAGAUCGGACAACUUUUUACCUUCAAACACUAUUGUUUUUAGGGACAAGGUGACAGUAUUUGUUGUCACAGGAUGAACACAUAUGAGAUGUUCUCAUAAUAAAUAUCUUGAAAGUAA
This is a messenger RNA of Neoarius graeffei (lesser salmon catfish), 3404 nucleotides long. It is a transcript of the gene itpka, whose product is annotated as inositol-trisphosphate 3-kinase A. The record is from RefSeq and is a predicted model, not a curated record. Gene Ontology annotation, cellular component: nucleus; cytoplasm. The transcript is spliced from 7 exons. Gene Ontology annotation, molecular function: inositol-1,4,5-trisphosphate 3-kinase activity; inositol tetrakisphosphate kinase activity. Gene Ontology annotation, biological process: inositol phosphate biosynthetic process. Bases 306 to 1583 code for a protein of 425 amino acids. Lineage: Eukaryota; Metazoa; Chordata; Actinopteri; Siluriformes; Ariidae.